UUCCAAUUUUUUAGGAAUUAAUUGUUCUAUAAAGUUAGAUAAUAUUCUAUCAAAGAAAGUUAUGAAAAUUUGUUUUGUUCAUUCAACUCGGAAAAAACAUAAGUGUUACGUCAAAUAAAAUAUUUGUACCUAUUAUAAAAAAGAAGAAGGAACAAAUACAUAAACAUUUUGAUAUGAAAGUAUUGUUUACUUUUUUUUAACAAAGAAAUAUUCUUUUUAAGGCUAUUUAUUUUCAAUCACAAAACAAGUAAUAAGAAUUAAGUCGAGUUGCUAAUUUUUUUGCGAGACUUAUUAUUUGUUUUAUACUUGUAAGUAGCGAAACUCAACGAUUUGAUAUCUAAAAAAUCAAAAUAUGUAGGGAUCAAGUAACGAGUAUAAGAUAAGCAAUGAGUAUUUUGUGCCCAGCCAGACACAUACAUGAGCUAUUUUUAGCUGCAUAUCUCAACAUUAAUUACAGAGGAUCCCACAAAAUUGAUAACUAGAUACUGUAUUCCAGUUUUGAAUUAAUUACGAAGAUCUCUUUAUCCAUUAUGAAAGGAAAAAAUCGUUGGCAUUAACGUAAUUGUCGGCUAGUCACGUCAACCUUGACUGUAAAUCCCAGAAGUCCCAGAUAGUCAGUCAGUCCAAAUCUCAAAUAUUCAUAUUUUUAGUAUGAAAAAGAAAGAAAGAAACUAAAUAAAACGUAAUUAAAUUAAAUUAUGAUGAACACUAAUGUUUCCAAAGCUUUUGGGUUUGAUAAUGGGCGUGACUGACACCUUUUAUCUUCUUCUCAACAAAUCUCAUCUUCUCUUCUCACUCCAAUUGCUUGCUUGCUUGCAGCUCACUCCAUCCCUCAUCAUCUCCUCUCUCUCAGAUUCUACAAUUCCUUUCAUACGACGAGAAAAUGGGAAACUGCCUCCCCAAUUCCACUACAAAAACCACGGCUGAGAUCUCUCCGGCGACGGCGAAACCUACCUCCGCCGCCACCGUGAAACUAUCCGGACCGCCGAACAGUCUCGCAACGUCGUACCUCCGCUUCGCUCUCCUCCACAAGAAAGUAAACCUCCGUUUCGUCCCCUCAGAAGACCAGAAGCCGACAAUCCACGUCGGAGCAGAGACGGUAUCAGGAUCUCAGGAGGUUCUGCUCCGUUACAUCGAGGACAAGUUCCCCGAGCCGAGGCUAAUGCUCUGGAAGUUCAACCUAGAAGGCUUCGACGAGGCGACGCCGCCGAUAGCGAAAGCGAUUUGGCUUCAGCACAGGAGCAUGCUGUGGCACAUCGAGAGGAUGGUGAGAUGGUCGGAGGAUCUGGCGGCACGUGGAGGGAGGAGAGCCGUUGAUCCGUCGGUGGGGACGCCGAAGAUGGAGAUUAGGAAGUUCGCUAAGAGCUAUGCGCAGUUGCAGGAGAUUAUGGUUGAGCAUGCUCAGAUGGAAGAGAGGAUUCUUUUCCCUGUUCUUGAAUCUGUUGAUCGAGGGAUGUGUAAAAGUGCGAACGAAGAACAUGGGAGAGAGUUACCAAUGAUGAAUGGGAUCAAAGAAUAUAUUAAAUCGAUUGGGGUGAUGGACUCUGGGGCCUGUUCUGAGGAGCUCUUUACUCUUGCUUCUCGUUUCAAUUCAUUACAGAUGAUGUGUAAAGCGCAUUUUGAAGAGGAAGAGAAAGAUUUGCUACCGAUGGGGAGAGAGAAGCAGAACAAGUUGAUGAAUCAAAGCUUGGAGCUUAUGAGAGGGACGCACUCUAACGUCUGUGAUUUUCUACUCCAAGGUCUCACUCCUCAGGAAGCUAUGCAGUAUCUCGACAUUCUCAUGAAUUUUGCUGAUCCUAACUUUAUCUCAUCAUUUAUCUGCCAACAAGCCAUUGUCGACUGAUAGGAUGUGUAAAAGUGCGAACGAAGAACAUGGGAGAGAGUUACCAAUGAUGAAUGGGAUCAAAGAAUAUAUUAAAUCGAUUGGGGUGAUGGACUCUGGGGCCUGUUCUGAGGAGCUCUUUACUCUUGCUUCUCGUUUCAAUUCAUUACAGGUAACAGAACGGUAACAAAUCUUGACGCUUAGGAGGUUGUUUUGAGCAGAUGAUGUGUAAAGCGCAUUUUGAAGAGGAAGAGAAAGAUUUGCUACCGAUGGGGAGAGAGAAGCAGAACAAGUUGAUGAAUCAAAGCUUGGAGCUUAUGAGAGGGACGCCUCCACACUCUUUCCGAACACUCCAGAAUCUCCUCAGUUGAUUCAAGCAAAAGAUUCUGAAAGACGAUUCUCAGGGUGUCCCCUAAAAUAGACGAAGGCCAGAAAGAACUUUUGGACUGCUCAGAAAUGUUCUUUCUGCAUCCAGCUUCAAGGAGUCGCUCCUGCCAAGGAAAAAUUAGGAACCAAUGGUCAACAUAUGAAAGGAACAUAAAGGAAAAUUGUACUCUGAAGACAUUAAAAGAGAUUUAUAUCUGCUAAAUUUAAUAAACCAGAGAAACUCAAGCCA
Messenger RNA from Brassica napus (rape), 2438 nucleotides. RefSeq lists its product as uncharacterized. The record is from RefSeq and is a predicted model, not a curated record. Bases 884 to 1843 code for a protein of 319 amino acids. Lineage: Eukaryota; Viridiplantae; Streptophyta; Magnoliopsida; Brassicales; Brassicaceae. The transcript has 4 exons.